Molecule: messenger RNA, 226 nt
Organism: Racocetra fulgida
Lineage: Eukaryota; Fungi; Glomeromycota; Glomeromycetes; Diversisporales; Gigasporaceae
Source: the annotation of a GenBank genome assembly
AUGAGGAAAUUGCUGCAGAAUUCCAGUGCGAUCGAAGCACAGUAUCAAAGAUCCUGAAGCAAAAACAAUGGUCUGAUAUAAGUGAAGUUUCAAAAAAUGCAAAUGCAUUUAAAACAACCAGUCCUAAAUUUCCUCAGAUUGAACAAGCCCUUGGAAUGUGGAUUGGUACUGCUGAGCAAAGGCAACUUAUUCUUACAGGAGAAGUAAUUCGCCAGAAGGCUCUUGA